GUGUGUGUGUGUGUGUGUGUGUGUGUGUGUGUGUGUGUGUGUGUGUGUGUGUUCAGGUGUGUCAUGUGGACUGAAGACGACCAGAUCUUCUUUUUCAAUCCCACAAUCCACCUGUCUGUCUGGGAGAGACCAAGGGAUCUGACUGGUCGAUACAUUAGCCGCAUCAUCGAAGACCCGCCCCACAAGAGGAAGAAGACACCUGUCGACAGGAGCUCCAGCUGUCAGUCACCUGGUCUCCAUGGUAAUAAAGAUGAUGAAGACGAACACAUCUCUAAGAGGAACAGAAUAGAGGAGCCAGUGUCUCUCGCCCCUCGUCCUGCAGAAGUUCAGCUCCUCCCACUGGAGCUACGCAUCACACAUUUCAGAGACAUGAUGCUGGAGCGCCGGGUGUCGGCGUUCUCCACCUACGACAAACAGCUUCACAAGAUGGUGUUCGACCCUCGGUACCUGCUGCUGACGUCACAUCAGAGGAAACAGGUGUUUGAAGAGUUUGUGAAGAGCAGAGUAAAGGACGAGUACAAAGAGAAUCAGAGUAAACUGCAUAAAGCUCGCGACAAGUUCAAGCAGCUUCUAGAGGAAGCAAACAUCACCAACAGAACCACUUUUAAGGAGUUCUGUGCUCGUUACCGUGGUGACCAGCGGUUCUACACCCUCAAUAGGAAGAAGGAACAGGAAGUCCUCUUCAACCAUUACAUCACGUCCUUGAAGAAACGAGACAAGGAGAACAGAGGCAGAGGCAUCCUGCUGCUUGCACAAAUGUAUCCUCGUUUCAAACACUUGAACCAGUCCUGAACCUGGAACCGGUUCUAACUGGUUACGACUGUUUCGAACCAGUUCUAACUGGUUCUAAGGGGUCUAAGUGGUUGUUGUUUUGACGAUCUCCCAUCACUGAACGAAGUUCCACGGCAUCAGAUUGGAUCAGAUGAACUUGUCCAGAACCAGGUUAAAUUGAUCCAAGAUCAUAAAAGAACUGAGCCAAGUGAAAGUGGAACAAACUGGACCUGAGACAGAAUGGUAGCACCUGCCUGUCUGUUCAUCAGCCUGUCUCACUGAACAAUUGACAGUUCAUGAUCAGUAAGAUCAGGAACUAACACCAGUUCAUCAGUGUCACAUCACCUGUUCAUCACCUGUUGAUUGGAUAUUGACCUGAAGAUUUCUGAUGAUGAUGUAAGAGCUGCACUACUCACAAGUCAGCACUAUGUUGAGCUGUGAUUGGACAGAUUUUGUGUGCUGAUGAUCUGACUGGAUGUUUGUGUCCUGACUUCCCAUUGGAUGGUGUUUGUGUGUUCUAACGUUUUGUUGGCUGUUCAUGUUUUAAAUUAAACUGUUCGUCAAAC
This is a messenger RNA of Scophthalmus maximus (turbot), 1337 nucleotides long. RefSeq names its product transcription elongation regulator 1 like (gene tcerg1l). Gene Ontology annotation, molecular function: transcription coregulator activity; RNA polymerase binding. The transcript has 6 exons. Lineage: Eukaryota; Metazoa; Chordata; Actinopteri; Pleuronectiformes; Scophthalmidae. Bases 64 to 792 code for a protein of 242 amino acids. The record is from RefSeq and is a predicted model, not a curated record. Gene Ontology annotation, cellular component: nucleus.